GGGGGUAAUGAUGCUACCCAACCUAAGGGGAGAGAGAGGGGGCACAGAGAGAGAGAGAGAGAGAGAGAGAGAGAGAGAGAGAGGGAGAGAGAGCGCUCAGUUUGAGCUAGUGUCGAGCUCUUUUGAUCAUUCAUUCAUUAACAAAGUUGGAUUUCCGGUGAGGGCCGAAGUUGGGUUUAUCUUACUUCAGAGCUUUGUUGGAGUGGAGGUGGUUUCAUUGGGGAAAGCUGUGAGCUUGAUACUUCUUUUAGCUAUAUGCAGAGCUGCAGGAGGUACACACACACAGAGACACACAGCAAGGAGAAACCAUCAAUCAAUUAGGAUAAAAGGUCAAAACUUUUCUUACCCCAUUAAUGAUUCCCUCCUCACAAGUUGCCCAAAUCGAUAGCUGGCUCCUGGUACAGCUCCUUUGCUUGGCAUGAUUGCCACCCUCCCUUUCAUGCCCUUCAAGGAAGAUAUAGGAGGAGGUGCGGGCUCUUGAUGGGGCUUUUGUGCUUCUCAGAGCAUGGGAGUGAGGAGUUCGAGAGAGAUCCGGGAAAUAUUCAUCAGUGGAGGAGAUCAGAAGGGGUGGUCCACUCUCUGUUCUUGGUCGUGAAAAGUAGAACCAGGGUUCCUUCCUGUGAGCAAAUCCUCAUUGUUGGGUUCCUCGGAAAUUAGAGAGUUUUUUGUUGGAGUUUUGUGAUUUGGGUUUGCUCAAGCUUUCCUCUGCUUCUUGGGUCGUGAGUUUAAUGAGCUUUUCCCCUCUGUGUGGUCUUCUCCUGAGGCUUUUCUUGAGGAUUCGUAGGUGGGCUAUGGUGACAAUGCCUCCAAACUGCAAGCUUCCUGGGUCGAAUGGGAAGUUGCCUCCUAGUUUGAAGUUCUGUAAGAAAGCUAAGGAGCCUUUGAAUGUUCGUAGCUGUCUGAGGAGGUGGAGGAGGAAGCUCUUCUAUCUCUGGCUUGUUCUCAUUGUUGCGAUUGGUAUAGUCUGGUUCUUGGUGGGAUUCAGAGGAAGAACAUUGUUUGGGGAGAUUAAGUCCUCUGAUAUUUGUGAGGAUGUUCUUAUGGAGCAUCUCAAUGUCAGUAAGAACCAAGUUCGUGGUUUGCCUUCUCCGCUCGGUGAAUGGAAUCAGGUUCACCACUCCGAGAAAGACGGUUUUCUAAUAGACCAGUGCCCUGUUCCAAGUGAAGGUUUUCUUAACAAGCAUGGCCUGUUGAAGCUAGAGGAUAGAUUGCGACCACUUGUUUCGCAAUAUAAAACUUUGAAUACUAUAAAGGGCGUUCUUGGAGCAAGAAGAGAGGAAAAUUAUGGAGAUCUUGGGCCAACGUCCUCCUUUUUGGCGAAAAGAUGCUGGUGGGCCAUUAUUAUGGUGAUACUAAGCUGCAAAAUUCCCAGUCUCUGUCUGAAAAUGCGGACUAAGCGAAAGCAGGAGAAGGCUGUUCAGUUGGAGUCAACAACUCAGCCUCCGAAACAGCUUCUGCUGCAACAGAGACAACAACAGCAAUCUCCUGAUCCUCCAAAAAGAGCUGGGAAAUGGAGGAAGAAGCUUCUGAUUUUGUUUAUCUUAUCGGGGAUAGUGACAUCGAUCUGGUUAUUUUGGGACAUGAAUGAGAAGAUUAGCUCUAGGAGGGAAGAAACACUGGCUAAUAUGUGCGAUGAACGUGCUCGGAUGUUGCAGGACCAGUUUAAUGUCAGCAUGAACCACGUUCAUGCCUUGGCUAUUCUAAUCUCCACCUUUCACCAUGAGAAAAGGCCAUCUGCUAUAGAUCAGAAAACUUUCAGCGAGUACACUGAGAGAACAGCUUUUGAGAGACCGCUUACAAGUGGUGUUGCUUAUGCUCUGAAAGUUAUUCAUUCAGAGAGAGAGCAAUUCGAGAGGGAGCAUGGCUGGACUAUAAAGAAACUUGGGUGGGCUACUAAGGAAAUGGAGUCGGAGGAUCAGACACUUGUACAUGAUUCUAAUCCUGGGAAUUUGGAUCCUGUCCCCGAACAAGAUGAAUAUGCACCAGUGAUAUUCUCCCAAGAAACUGUCUCACACAUAAUAUCUAUGGACAUGAUGUCUGGAAAGGAGGACCAUGAAAAUAUAUUGCGAGCUCGGUCGUCGGGAAAGGGAGUGCUAACAUCACCCUUUAAGCUAUUGAAAUCAAAUCAUCUUGGUGUUAUUCUGACAUUUGCUGUCUAUGAUAGAGACCUCCCUCCCGAUGCUACGCCUGAACAACGAGCAGAAGCUACUGUCGGGUAUCUUGGCGCUUCGUAUGAUGUUCCAUCUCUGGUUGAGAAGCUUCUGCAGCAACUGGCCAGUAAACAGACAAUAGUCGUAAAUGUGUAUGAUACAACUAACAAGUCUGCUCACAUUAAAAUGUAUGGGGAUGAUGAAAUAGUUGAUACUGGCCUAGUGCGUGUUAGUCAUGUGGAUUUUGGGGAUCCAGUUAGGAAGCAUGAGAUGCAUUGCAGGUUCAAGCAAAAGCCUCCUUUGCCAUGGACUGCUAUAAAUGCAUCGGUUGGAGUCCUUGUCAUUACUCUGCUCGUUGGCCAUAUCUUUCAAGCAGCCAUAAAUCGAAUUGCAAAGGUAGAACAGGAUUAUCGGGAGAUGAUGGAGCUCAAGAGUCUUGCUGAGGCUGCUGAUGUGGCAAAAUCUCAGUUUCUUGCUACCGUGUCCCAUGAGAUCAGGACUCCCAUGAAUGGUGUCUUAGGAAUGCUUCAAAUGCUGAUGAACACAGAUCUAGAUGCUACCCAAAUGGACUAUGCCCAAACUGCCCAUGCCAGUGGGAAAGAUCUGAUAUCCUUGAUCAACGAGGUCCUUGAUCAAGCCAAGAUAGAGUCCGGUCGGCUCGAACUAGAACACGUGCCUUUCGAUCUUCGCUCAGUUCUUGAUAAUGUGCUAUCACUCUUUUCAGGAAGAUCUAAUGAGAAGCAGAUUGAGUUGGCAGUUUAUGUUUCUGAUAAAGUGCCUGAAGUUGUUAUUGGUGACCCUGGUCGUUUCAAGCAGAUAAUAACCAAUCUUGUUGGGAACUCGAUAAAGUUCACACGCCGCGGCCAUAUAUUUGUCUCGGUUCAUCUGGCAGAAGAAGUUCAGAUUCAGCCCAGUGUUAGAGACAAAGUACUCAUGCACAGUGUCAACCCAGUCAAAGACGUCUCCCAAAGAAGUUACGACACACUUAGCGGGUUUCCUGUGGUCGAUAGGUGGAAAAGCUGGGAGAAAUUCGAAAAAUUUAGCGGCUCCGAGAAUAAUUAUAGAACAGAGGAAAACAGAUCAGUUGACGUACUUGUCUUAGUUGAGGAUACAGGAAUUGGUAUUCCCUUUGAUGCACAGGACCGGAUAUUCAUGCCAUUCAUGCAGGCGGAUAGCUCCACUUCCAGAACGUAUGGUGGGACUGGAAUUGGCCUGAGCAUCAGCAAGUGCUUGGUGAAUCUAAUGCAUGGGAAGAUCGAUUUCGUGAGUGAACCAGACCGCGGCAGUACAUUCUUGUUCAUGGUUCCUUUCAUGAAGUGUGGGGAAAAUUGCCUCGAUGUGAAGUUGCAAGACUCCAAUCCACUUGUUUUGGAGUUCCAAGGACUGAGAGCUCUAGUGGUAGAUAAGAGAAGCAUCCGGGCUGAGGUGACAAGAUAUCAUCUCUGCAGGUUGGGAAUCUAUGUGGACGAAGCUCAGAGUCUUAAAUCAGCCUGCAUCUAUCUCUCUCAAUCUCCGAAGAAAAGUGAGCUAUCAGGAUAUGCCAUGGUCCUCAUCCACAAAGAUGUUUGGGAUGCUGAAAGUGCUGCAGAAUUCUAUCGUUUAUUGAGACAACCUCAGCAGAAGAGCAGCAAGGAAGCCUUAGUUGAUCCCCCAAAAAUUUUUCUUCUCACUACCUCUAUCGAUCCCAGUGAACGAAUCAAGCUCAAACUGGAUGGUCUCAUUGAUAAUGUGCUGAUGAUGCCUCUCCGACUGAGUGUGUUGGUCGCAUUCUUCCAGGAAGCCCUCGGAAACGGCAAGAAGAAAGUAGGAUCCCAGAAAAAACCAUCAAACCUCGGAACCUUGCUAAAAGAGAAGAGAAUCUUGGUGGUGGACGAUAAUGUUGUCAAUCGGCGAGUAGCUGAAGGAGCUUUGAAGAAAUAUAGUGCAAUCGUUACUUGUGUCGAUAGUGGGCAGGCGGCCCUGGAAAUGCUCCAACCGCCUCAUAACUUCGAUGCUUGCUUCAUGGAUCUCCAGAUGCCGGGAAUGGAUGGGUUUGAGGCAACACGAAGAAUCCGCACUAUUGAGAGGGAGGUCAAUGGAAAGAUUUUGUUGGGGGAGGCAUCAGUUGAGAUGUUUGGGAAGAGUGGUGGCUGGAGGACUCCGAUAAUAGCAAUGACGGCUGAUGUUAUACAAGCAAGCAAUGAACAGUGCAUCAAGUGCGGCAUGGAUGAUUAUGUUUCCAAGCCGUUUGAAGAAGAGCAGCUUUAUUCAGCAGUUGCACGGUUUUUCCAGUCAGGCUAAAAGAAUCGGGAUAGAUACCCCAGUUUGUUCCCAGUGGCUCAACUCCAGUUGGCCUGUGGGGCUCAAGGGCCAUCGAGAAGUAGAGCAGAGCCCUACAGCCCGAAAACAGUCAUUCGACCAGUCCUAGUGAGGAACAUACAAGGCUUUACAAAAACAGGUAAACCAAAGCCUCUCAUUUCAUUCCUAUUAGAAUUAAUGCAUCUUCUAUUGGUCCACUCGGAGCAAAUGUUGAGCCCAUGGGUCUAGGUGGGUCUAGCCUCUAGUUAAUCAAAGAAGCCCAAAUGGGGUGGCCAAACAGAGAUUAAACAACACCCAGACGAUUGGAGAACGACUCUCGAAUGAGAUGUCUCGCCAACCUCAGUCCAUCACGAUACUUCAUUUCUUUUAAGAGAAAAGUAUAAGGAAUGGUUCUGAGAGGAGAGAUCUCUAAUAAGCUUCCAUGAUUGUCAGGCUUCCCGCAAUAGCUCAUCGAUGGUCAUUUGUGGUCGGGAAAGCUGAGCCUACUCUGGAUAUGGCAGAGGUGUUUGGCCCUUUCCCGUAUGUGUGCUCUUCCUUAUUUCAACGAACUGUCUGGAGUGUUGUUAUAUUGCCAUCUCAGACACUCGUUAGCGAAUGAUUGGGAGCGGUCUUUGUGAAUGUAGGCAAGGUAGAUGCUUCUACAUGAAGCUUCUUGGGGGAAUCCACCACUCCGCAUUGAGCCCAAGAUCGAGCGGUUUCAGCUUUUAGUAUUUGGCGUUUGAUAAUGAGGUGUUUUCUUCCCCUGUAUUGGGAUCCCAUUGCGUGCAACGACCCCGGGUGUAACAAAUAUGUACAUAGGAGAGUUGACAGUCGGAAUUUAUGUUGAUCAAGGGGAAUAUAAAUGUGAUGUUCUUUUUCUAGGAUAUUAAUGUAACUUGACUCUUAAAAUUUUUUAAUGUAUAUGUAAAGAUCACCGAGCCGACUCGAUCAUUCCAUUGUGAA
Molecule: messenger RNA, 5390 nt
Organism: Punica granatum (pomegranate)
Lineage: Eukaryota; Viridiplantae; Streptophyta; Magnoliopsida; Myrtales; Lythraceae
Source: RefSeq, a predicted model, not a curated record